This is a messenger RNA of Brenthis ino (lesser marbled fritillary), 2877 nucleotides long. Lineage: Eukaryota; Metazoa; Arthropoda; Insecta; Lepidoptera; Nymphalidae. The record is from the annotation of a GenBank genome assembly.
AUGGCAAACCAAAACUACGAUGUCGCAAAAGGACUCAAUUCACCCGAAAUACGAUCGAACACCAACAUACCGUACGUCGACGAAUUUGUUGAACUGGAACAUAUUAGAGCUGACGAGACAAUCCCUCCGAAACGCAAUCGGGAUGUAGAAAAAGGAAAAAUAGAAGAAAAAAAACUUCAUGCAUCAGACUUAGGUGCAGUUCAUUCCCCCAAUAAAGAUACUAUUAUUGUUGAUACUCCCGAAGGAACCCUAUACAUAACUUUAGAUCCAGACUCUUCUAAGUCAUCUAAACCAACUAGUCCAAGUACACAGUCUACUGAUGUAUCCGACUUCUCACCUACAACAUCAAAGGCAAUCGGCGCGCGAGAGUCAGAUAAUUUAAUAACAGUAGAGAAGGAGAAGGAAAUGGAACAAAGGAGAGCUAGUUUGAGACGGAAUUCUAUAUCGAUGCCAACUCUUCCAAAUUUGGAGUUGUUAAGACAAGGAUAUAUGAGAAAUACGCAAGAUCAGAUACCUGAACACCAUCAGAGCUCAGCGUCAGUAUUCAGCGAUGGCGAUAAUCAGACAGACGAACAAAAUGUUAUUUCCGACGAAGAACGCGCCAAAGUACCGCUUAGAUCACCUCGUCGAAAGUCUACAGCGCCGCGACGGUUCAGAUCGGAGUUCAGCAUGGAAGAUGAAGACUACUCGCCCAGUAAUUCUGUUACGAGUGUCAAUUCUCUGGCCAGUUUGUUAAAGGAGAAGUUACAGAGCAUUCCCCAAAAGAUAAGAAAGAAGCCCACAGAUUACAAAUUACGCGCGUUCGUUAGCCUAAUGUUCCUGGCCGUCGUUUUCUUCGUCGGCUUCGCAUAUGUUCUAUACCACCAACAGGCACUCACUAAGGCGUACUUCGAUAGCGUACAGUUCAACGAGCCCAAACGACUUAUUAGAAUUUUUAAUAAGGAUGAUGUUGAAAUUUUAAAGGCCAGCUUAGCUGUUGGUAUUGGAGAUAAACAAAAAGCAUUUCCUUGUUUACCGGAACAUCGACUAUCGGAUGGAUCAGAAUGCUUGGAAUGGCUUCACAACCUCCGUUUCUACCUCAAGUGUCUGCCGCACGACCCUGGAGUUGAUAACACUACUUGUUAUUCAAUUCAUUGGAAGGCUUUGAGAUCAGAUAUUACACCGAACGAUUGUUUCGACUGGAGUGAUACGAAAGUCCAUUGGUUUGGAGCUGGUCAAUCACAUAAUCUGACAUGGCCGUUAAAUACUGGAACCAUAGACUACACGCCAUUUAUUACAGGCGAUAUGCAGAAAUCUCAAUGGGGCAAUGUAUUAACUAGAUAUCUGAUAAACUCUAAAGGAGCAGCUAUCAUUAUAGAUGAUGAAACACCAUUAUAUAUUUCUGUAAAUAAAGGGAAAAAAGAAAUUUGUUUGAAGGCUAAAUACGAUGAAUUUGCUUUUGCUAAUAAAUUAACUGAAUUUCCAGAAAUGAAAUAUAACAUUUGUACAUCUAAAGAUAUGAAAUCGUUACAUUCAUCAAUACAUAGUCAUAGACGAGCUCCUUUAUGGGAUGGAUUAAAGCCAGCUGAUAUGAAUACCUUAGAGUCUCUUAUAUCAGAGCCAGUAUGGCAAAUAGUACCACGAUUUAAGCAUGAAUUGCAAGAUGAGACCAUAUCUAGAUACACAGAAGACGUUAUCGAUCUAGGUUUUCUCAAACAAGGCCACGUAUUGAUUAAUGAAUUUUGGCAAUAUGAAAUAGGUGAUCUCACUGUCGAUAAGAGUCGAUUCGCAACUUUGAACGUUACUGUAGAUAAACUUCACAGACGAGGUUUUAAAGUAGCAUUUACAAUUCAGCCAUUUAUAAGUACAGAAAGUGUUAAUUUUGUUGAAACAGUACAAAAAAGAUUACUAAUUAGUGAGAGAAAUAGUGAUAGAAGAAUACCAGCCUUAACUAGGUUUAAAUCAUUAGCAAGUGCUGGAGUUUUAGACAUUACAAACGAUAGAUCUGUACCGUGGUUACAAAAGAAACUCCAAGCUGUGAUCGAUGAAUAUCAUAUAGAUUCGUUUUACUUUGAUCUCGGUACUGCGUACGAUAUGCCACAUUAUUAUAGAUGUGAAAAGCAAUUGGUAAACCCGGACCAGUAUAAGACUAUUUUCACCAAAACCUUUGAGAAAGCACUUAAUAUUAUCGGAGUAUCAUCAGCUAUUAGUUUGCCGCGACCGCCAAUAUUUGUUUCACUGCCUCCAUUUGAAUCUACGUGGGAAGCACUAAGAUUGGUCAUUCCAACGAUGUUGACUUACGGGGUUAAUGGGUUUCCGUUCACAAUGCCAGGAGCUGUAGGAGGUGAUAUAUACUGGCCAGGAAGUGAACAGUUUUUACCUUCUUCUAAAGGAUCAAUAGAAUCAAGUUCGAAUACUACACAAGAAAAUGGUAUUGCGUUACCUGAAAGAGAGCUGUAUAUGAGAUGGCUGCAAAUGGCUACGUUCUUGCCUGUUAUGAAGUUUACUCAUCUGCCAAGCAAGUACAACGACGAGCGUGUUCUUGAAAUGGCUAAAAAUUUAACUCUGUUAAGACAGAAAUUAGUCACACCAUUAUUGUUAAAAUAUAAAAGAGAAGCUUUAGAAGAAGGACUGCCCCUGAUCAGACCACUCUGGCUAGUAGCUGAUGGAGAUGCGCCCUUGUUAGUGCAGGAUGAAUUUUCAAUAGGCGAUGAGAUUGUUGUGGCUCCAGUAUUAAAUAAGGGAGAGACUAUGAGAGAAGUUUACCUCCCAGCGGGUUUAUGGCAAGACGGCAUAGACGGCUCACUUCGGAAAGGCAACAGGUGGAUGCAUGAAUACAAAGUUCCUACAGACCGCGUCGCUUAUUUCCUUAGAAAACCUGAUGACUUGCGAUUCAAA